AUGUUUUCUUCAGGGGAAGGUGUUGAGCAAGAUAUAGAUCGAGCCAUGUUUUGGCUUAAAGAGGCGUGUGAUCAAGGAGAUCAUUCAUGUACCAUUCUCUUUGGAAUUAUGCACUACUUUGGAUUACAUGAUUGUGAGCUAGAUUUGGAAAAAAGUAGACAAUUUUUGGGAAAAUUAGGUACUCAAUUCGAUGACAGAUUUCUCAGUAAGGUAAAUUCAAGCUGUUGUUGCAAUGAAUGUUUUGUGGAAGAUUUUGGAUUUAAUUAUGAAUGUGCUAAUUUAUCAUGUGAUUUUGAUUUAUGCCAACGAUGUUACGAGAAUGGAGCUAAAUGCAACAAAUGUGGAAACUCAAAAUUUGCCAAACACCACGCUUUACAACUUUUUGUUCCUUUGCUAAAGCAGUUAAAUGAAAAACCAAAGCACACAAAAUUGGAAACAUUGAUCAAACUCCUUGAAUAA
Molecule: messenger RNA, 459 nt
Organism: Naegleria gruberi
Lineage: Eukaryota; Heterolobosea; Eutetramitea; Acrasida; Naegleriidae
Exons: 1
Coding region: 1-459 (152 amino acids)
Molecular function (GO): protein binding
Source: RefSeq, a predicted model, not a curated record